CCCAGCUCGCCCCGGCGGCUGGAGGGAGAUGCUCGCCCAGACCGCCGCUUCUGCGUGAGGAAGCACAAGGCAUCAUGGUGAGUAAGGAGCCCAGCAAAUGCUUACUCACCGCCUCGGACAGCGACGUCGAGCCCGCGGCUUCCCUGGCGCUGGAGAUGAAAUACGCGCUGGAUCCCAACCGGCAGAUCAAGAAACGGAACAAAGCCCUCCAGGUGAGGUUCAAGGAUAUCUGCGAGGCCCAGAACGAGCAGAGGGACAAGCAGCUCUCCACCUCCUCCACGCAGGACCCCGACAAGAGGGAGGCCAAGGCCAUCUCCUACAAGACGGCCUACCGCAAGUACAUGACGGUGCCUGCCCGCAGGUCCAUCCCCAACGUCACCAAGAGCACAGGAGUCCAGACUUCCCCUGAUCUCAAGAAGUGCUACCAGACCUUCCCUCUGGACAGGAAAAAAGGGAAUAUUCUGAAAAGCGCCUCGACCGUGGACACGUUACCGAGUGAGAACAACGGGUUCCUGAUCGAGGUGAAGGACAGGGAGGGCCGGGGCUCGGGCGAGGCCGCGGCGUGGGGCAGGAAGGCCGGCAGCCUGCAGACGGCCGAGUUCAUCUCCCACAUCUCCGAGCGCGCCGCGCACGACGACGGCGCCGAGGCCUGGAAAAGCAGCGAUUUGCACACUUCUCCCAAAGAGCCGCCUCCUCCUCUGCCCAACUUGGCCGAGCCCGGCGAGGAGGAGCCGGUGCGGCCGCCCGGCCGGGGCAGAGCGGUGGCGGCGCGGCUGGGGAGCGACGAGGCCGCCCAGCCCCUCCACGGGAGGGUCUUCAAGACUGAAGUGGCCACGGUUUACCUGCCGGCCUCACAGCCCGACCUGCCCGGCCUGGGCGACUGGGGGCCGUGCCCCGAGGAGGGCGAAAAGAGGACGGUGCAGCUGAACGGGGUGCAGCCCCCGGCCGGAGAUGCCCGAGUUUGUGCGGCGCGGGCGCAGUGCCCGGCGCCCGAAUGUAGUGACCAGAGCCUGCAGGUCAACGUGGCGCCCAUGGAGGAGAGCCAGCCCUGCCGGACGGCCGUGGCCGUGAGCCAGGAAUGCCAACAAAUCGUGCCUCACACCGAAGUUGUGGACUUGAAAGCGCAGCUUCAGAUGAUGGAGAACCUGAUCAGCUCUAGUCAGGAGACCAUCAAAGUGUUGUUGGGUGUUAUACAGGAGCUAGAGAAGGGAGAAGCUCACAGGGAAGGGCUUUCCUAUCGGACCGGUCAGGACACGGCCAAUUGUGACACAUGCAGGAACAGUGCAUGUAUUAUCUACAGCGUGGAAUUGGAUUUUAAACAGCAAGAAGAUAAACUACAGCCAGUUUUGAGAAAACUUCAUCCUAUUGAGGAAACUCAGGUUGCACCUUUGCCUUAUUCUCAGGAGAGCUACUCCUCUACUCCCAAGCAAAAAUCCAAAACUGAAUCAAAAAAGCAUGGAAGAUGGAAACUCUGGUUCCUUUAACCCAAGUCCAUUACGUGUGGAGUUCAAGGCCUUCUUUGACAAAUAUUUGGAGUUGUAUCCAUCACCUCUGACGGGAUCCUGGUGGAAGGAGGAGCGUCCUGGCCAGUUCUCACCGCGUGUACCAAAAAGGCCUUUGUACCGACGGACUCAUGCCCAGGAGCACGGGCUCAGGGAACCCCCUGCCCACGUCUGCUUGCAGUUUGCCAAUGUGGGAUGUAAAACCUGAAUGGAAAUCUGGACAAAGAUGGGAAGUAAAACUGUUCCCCCUCUCCCCCAGCCCCUGCUCAGAUCCGUAAGCGUCGCGCUCCUGUUAAAGUGUAGGCCGGCAUCCUGCUCCCACAGGAAUGGUGAAAGCCUUUUGGGGGUCUGGGUCGUUGUCUCCGGACAACAACGAGGGGGAAAAAUAACGAGCAAGCCUUAUGUGUGCAGUGGUGUUCAGUUUUACAGCUCCAUGUUGAUCGGGGAGUGCAGUUUUCAGCACAGAAUUCCUGGACAAAGCACAAUUUUUCCCGCGGCCCGAGGCCGCGCCGAUCUCCGAGAUGUGACUGUGGUGUAUUCUCUGCCUUCAUGCGAUGUAGACUCCAACCAAGCUCUUACAUUUCAACAUCAUUUCUGGUUUAGCUGUGUCCUCACCACCAGAAGAACCGCUCUGCUGCCCAGCCCCAGCGGGGGAGCGGCCAGAAAGCUCCCAAAAAUCAGGCCCAGCCUUUAAGCACCUCCAGCUCACAGGGUCCACGGGACAACCCCUCAGUGUCACCUUGGAAAAGUCUCAACCACACAGGAACAAAACCCCACCCCAAAACAGACCCAUCCCAACCCCCACUGUUGGCCUUUGCCAUGGGUUAAUAUUUUUUUUUGUAACAGUCUUUGGAAAAACCUCUCCACUAC
This is a messenger RNA of Pseudopodoces humilis (Tibetan ground-tit), 2372 nucleotides long. It is a transcript of the gene INSYN2A, whose product is annotated as inhibitory synaptic factor 2A. NCBI's taxonomy places the organism in Eukaryota, Metazoa, Chordata, Aves, Passeriformes, Paridae. Gene Ontology annotation, biological process: inhibitory postsynaptic potential. Gene Ontology annotation, cellular component: postsynaptic density. The record is from RefSeq and is a predicted model, not a curated record.